UGUGGUCACAGUGGUCCGAUGGUAGGAACGAAAUUCAUUAUUGGUUGUUGCGUCGGGCUGCUGGUGGUCAUGUUCGUUGCCCAUCCUGUGGUAUCAUUAGGUCAAUGCGACUCGCUUGGCAUCGUCUUCAACGACAAUUUCGAUCAUUCUGCUAAUUUCAGCUCAACGCUGUGGUCCAGUAAUGUGGGCGUGACAGUAGAGAAAGCUUGUACGACAAAUGCUAGCAACACCUUAAUUUCGAACAACGUCGCGGUAUUUGGAGGGAAACAAGGCUCUGUUCGCUAUAUGACAACCGCAUUUCUUAACCUGGGCAGAGCUCGCGUUAUUCAAUUUGAUGCGGUUGCGUGUCCAUGGUCUUCUACUACAUCUACAAUCAUUUUUGAUUUACAAUGUACUACUGAUAGCAACGGAACAACUUGGGAAAUACUGCAAUCAUUCUCCGUGAGUAAAGGUGAUGGAGGAGUUCGCGUUCUGUUCAACGUGACGCCUGCUAUGAGAACAAUUACGUCAAACUUUAAGUUGCGAAUUGAACAGAAGUCAUCUUUCAGCGGUAAACACAAUCAAGCCUGGGCAGUCGAUAACUUCGUUGUGUUGGGUAGAGGGCCGGAACCGAUCAAUGACGAUUUUGAUCCCAUUCAAUCAUGCAAUUGGCUUACACACACAGCAAACGUCACGUCGUCUAAUUCAAGCGGCAACGCGUUAGUGUUUCUUGGAAACGCAACGUUUUCGACUGGCCAUUAUGCCAUUACUGUUCCUAUAUCCAUUCCUCACGUCAGUCCUCUGAUCGUAUCUACAAGUCUGCUAUUUGAGGAAAACUUUGAUGUAAUGCCUGUAAUACCUGGCAACAAAUGGGAAAGUUUAACUGGUGGAAUGGUUGUUAUUCCUGACUGCGGGAGUAUUGAUGCAAGAAAAGCGGGUAAUGCUGUAUAUUUUUUUCAAUCCGAAACUCGCGCUAUUCAGACGGCACGCCUGAAUUUGAUCAGGGCUCGAUCGCUGUCAUUCAACAUUCGAAUUGGAGGAGGAAGUGGCUGUGAAAAUGCAGAUAGUGGCGAAGACGUUGUGGUAGAAUAUCAACCACUAGGAUCGUCGUCGUUCACUACCUUCAAAACACUGGCUUACGACGGAUACCCGACGGCUAAACUUGUUGUCAUCAGUCUUCCUCUAGCGGCUAUGACGGCGGCAACAGUUAUAAGGUGGCGCCAGCUAUCGCACAGCAGCAUCAACUACGACGAAUGGGUCCUCGAUGCAGUAAAAAUAUCUGAUACCGACUUGUCAAAAAUGAUCUUUGGUGAAAACUUUGACAGUGUCUCGUCUACUCCAAACGUCAAAUGGCAGAGUAUUCUGGGAGGCUCAUUUAUUACCCCUGAUUGUGGUAGUAUUAGCACUCCCGGAUCAAGCAGUCGAGCUGCAUUCUUUAGUAAAAGCGGGACACGCUCUAUCACAACACAACCGCUGGAUCUCAGCAGUGCAUCCACAAUAUCUUUUCGGAUUCGAUUGGGUGGGACGAAUCCCAGCGGCUGCGAGCAACCGGACAAUGGAGAAGACGUGAUAUUUGAGUACAAGACUAACGUCAUGCCUUACACGGAGAUUACAAACUUGGCAUAUAACAGUUAUCAGACUGCAACUCUCGUCAAAGUUACGGUACCGGUUGGUUUACGUACUUCGGACGUUACGUUGCGUUGGAGGCAGGAAUCUCACAGUGGAUAUGCUACGGAUGAAUGGGCGAUUGACGACAUCGUUAUUAUAGGGCAAGCAUUCAACGUUGCAACAACACCUUAUUACAUCAUAAACGAAGAUUUCUCUCCUGUUCCUUCGAUACCAGGUGCAGUGUGGAAUUCUAUCAGUGGUGGCAGUAUUACAACUCCUGAUUGUGGAAGUAUAUACUUGUCUGAUUUUAGUAGUGAAGCUGCCUUUUUUUCUGGCGUUGCCACGAGAUAUAUAGAAACUGUUGCUCUGAAUCUUAUUACGGCCAGCACUCUGUCAUUUCGUAUUCAAAUUGGCGGCGGAGGCGCAUGUGAGACCGCAGACAGUGGUGAGGAUGUAGUCUUAGAAUACAAAACAGCAACAUAUGCAUCAUACUUGCAACUGAAGCUUCUUUCGCACUCUGAUUAUCUAACCGCUCAAACGGUCAUUAUUACCUUGCCUAUUCUUGCCAAAACGUAUUCGACAACUUUAAGGUGGAAGCAACUCAGUCAUAGUGGCUCUACUUAUGACGAAUGGGCCAUCGAUCACGUUCAACUGAUGUCUGUUGCACCACACACUAGUACAGGAAACGUCGUGGUGUUCAACGACAAUUUUGACAGUGCUCCCACUAUCCCCGGCACACAGUGGCUUGCAAUUAGUGGUGGAUCUUUUCAGACUCCUGACUGUGGCAACGUUGACGUCACUGGCUUCAGCAGUCAGGCUGCGUACUUUAGUGGAUCUAGCAACAGAUACAUUCAAACGCAAUUUCUAGACAUGACGUAUGCAACAUCACUUUCGUUUCGUGUUCAAAUUGGAUCAACAAGCAGCAGUGGUAGUGCAUGCGAGACAGCCGAUUAUGGAGAAGAUGUUAUUGUGGAAUAUCAACCUCAAGGAAGCGCGUUGUUUGAUUUUCUGUUAACUUUGGGAUACGACACGUACCGGACUCCGACAACUGUCACGAUUUCUUUACCCGCAGCUGCCAUUACAACUGGAACAUCAUUGAGGUGGAGACAGGUGUCUCACAGUGGAACAGGCUUUGAUGAAUGGGCUCUCGACCACGUGACAGUUUCAGGCAAAAGACCGCAAGACAAGUUUGUAGUUAUCUUCUUUGAAGACUUUGAUCAUUUUCCGCAAUUUCCUGGGACUAAGUGGCAGUUUUUAUCUCACGGUACCAUCCAAGUUCCCGACUGUGGCAGCAUUGAUAAGGUGGGGUACAGCGCGCAAGCGGCGUUCUUUAGUGGAGGCUCUGACCUUGAUAGUCGGUACAUUGAAACUGUUGAAUUGGAUCUCACUGCGGCCACCACGGUGUCGUUUCGUCUUCGAAUUGGUGGUGGAAGCUGUGACGUAGCAGAGACUGGAGAAGAUGUAGUAUUGGAAUAUCGCGUUUCUGGCUCUUCGACGUUUAUUCUAUUGGCUUCACACUCUGCUACCGGUUAUACGCUUCCACAAACUAUUACUGUCAUUUUGUCAGACGCUUCUAAAACAGCCUCUACUGUUCUCAGAUGGAGACAAUUGAAGCACAAUGGUAAAAGUUAUGAUGAAUGGGCGAUCGACCAUAUUCGCAUUAGCGGAACGCAACCGAUCAGUCCUUUUCCUUCUCUUUUUGCAGAAGACUUUUAUCCUAUUCCAACUUUUCCAGGAAACAAAUGGAAAGCUUUCUCUGGCGGUACUGUUAAGCAGCCUGACUGUGAUGAAAUAGACCUACCUGGCUACAGUUUACAAGCAGCCGUUUUUAGCGGUAUCGGCAGUCGCUCUAUUGAAACACAAGAUUUAGAUCUCCGUACAGCUCAAACGUUGUCGUUUAUUGUGCAAAUCGGUGGAGCAGAAGCUCUUUGUGAGAAUGCAGACUUAGGAGAAGAUGUUAUCGUAGAAUAUAAAGCUAAAGGAAGUGCAGCUUUUGUAUCUAUUAUUACUCUUCCUUACAAUUCUUACAAAACAUCAACGACAGUCACUGUCAUUCUUCCUUUACCAUCGAGAACGAGCUCGACGUCGUUGAGAUGGCGCCAACUGUCUCACGAUGGAACUGAUCUAGAUGUAUGGGCUCUAGAUCACAUACGAAUUCAAGAAUCAGUUUAUGAUCGUCGCCACGUCGUCAACUUCGACUUGUCUUUUAGCGUACAAGAGUCUUCUAGUUACGACGUGAGACUCGAAUAUUCUACUGAUUUUGGUCAAACGUACGCACUCGUUCAACCUGACUGUCUACCGUCGAGUUCUCACUGCAGUCAUGCGUUGCUGAACAGUCAAUAUUCUGCCGUGCUAUUCAAACAUUGGAGACGCCUUACCGUACUCUUGCCUCUUGUUGCAGUUUCUACUAACACUCAGAUCAGAUGGAGACAAACGGAAACAGACAAAAGUGAUUGGGCAAUAGACAACGUCUAUUUUGGCGUUCAGUGCCCUGCGUUCUGCAGUGGUCACGGUCGAUGUCACAAUGCGACCGGUCAAUACGAAGGUCUGGUGUGUGGAGGUAACAGUGACGGUCAACCGUGCGCUUCUUCUUACACUUACGACAGCAAAACAUACAAGGGAUGCACUCGUGAUGGGCGCGAAGGCAUCGACGACGAAUUGUGGUGUUCGACGACUUCGAACUACGAUAAAGACAAGAAAUGGGGAUAUUGUGUGUGUGGAGUGUGCCAGUGUGACCCUGGUUAUAGCGGUCCAUCGUGUAGCAAAGUAUCAAAGACAUUACCUCGAUUUUUGAAAGAAGACUUUGGUAAGAGUUUGUCUAGUAUGAAAUGGGGAUGGGUUGGAGGCGGUACCAUCGGCACGGUGUGCGGUACCGUAACGUCGGGAAAUAGUCUGACGUUCGAUGUGGGCAGAUCUCGUCUUCUAGAAACCAUCGAUUUGGAUCUUACGGACGGUACGAAUGUGGCGUUUACGAUUCGAAUGGGAUCGAGCAAAUCCAAAUGUCCUCGUCCGUCUGACAAUACUGAAAACGUUUUUGUACAAUAUUCCACUAAUGGAGGGAUGACUUGGACGUUACUACAAACCAUUCAAUUCAACAUAUCGCCUUCUUUGAAAUCUUACAAUCUUUCUAUUCCGAGCGAUGCCAAGACGGCAUCGACUCGUGUUCGUUGGUAUCAACCGAUUGCCAGCGGUUCUAACUUGGACGUGUGGGCUAUCGACGACGUCGCUAUUGAAACGGAUGUUAGUAAACUACCAUGUGCCACUUCUCCGUGCGUCAAUCAAGGUCAAUGCACAAACGAAAUAACCGGCGGCUACAACUGCAAAUGUCCUUUAGGUUUUAGUGGGAAAAUGUGUGAAGUUGUACCGAACCAUUGCCAUUCUAAGCCAUGUCUUAACGGAGCCACAUGUAGUAGUUCUCUAUUUACGUUUGACUGCGAUUGCUUUUUGGGAUUUACUGGAACUACUUGUGAAAGAAACAUUGAUGAAUGCAUUAUAAAUCCGUGCAAGAAUGGAGGCACUUGCUUAGAUUCGAUCGGUAGUUACUCUUGUCAGUGUGCUGUCGGGAAGACAGGACGUCAUUGUCAAAUCGACAUUGAAUGUUUGCCGCAAUUAUGUCGGGAUGAUGGCACGUGUGACGAUCUUUUACCAGGCACGUGUAAAAAUGGUGGCACUUGUCAGGAAGGAAUUUGUCUUUGUUUGCCCGGUUUUACUGAACGACAAUGCACUUUACGUAUCGACGAUCUAUGCACUGGCAACGCAUGCAAAGAGAAUGCGGUGUGCAGUCGGUUAUCAUCCAGUAGAUAUUUGUGUGCUUGUCCGACCGGUGUUCGUUGUACUUGUGAGACAAAUCCGUGUGAAAAUGAUGAUACGUGCAUAGUGGGCGAGGCGUUCGGUCGAUAUCAUUGUCAGUGUGUUAAAGACGAUUUUGGUGGAGCGACGUGUGCUGCCGUACGAAUGAAAAGCAAUGAAGGCAGCUCGACGGCUAAAGGCGACGGUGUUUCAAAUUGGCCGUAUGCCGUUGCUGCAUGGGGACUUGCCGUUGCCGUACUCAUUCUUGCGACUGUAAUAGUCGUCAUCUACAGAAGACGCCGACCGAAUGCAACACCGUCGUCUAAUUUCGACUAUACUGCUCGCUCCACGUCACUCGUGCAAAAUCCAUUGUUUCAGGAGGAUGACGAACAGAGUCAGACAAUGUUUGCUGAUGCGACGGCUACAGUUCCUGAAAGUCUAAGCUGCUCGAAGUGUUCGCUUUCUGCUCUUCAGCCAAUGGCUGCUCAAAAGCCACAUUUCGGACGGAUCAAUCCCGUCUUUCGUGCCGACACGUUGCCGCACUCCGACUCGCCAACUGUGUAGGAACAAGUGUAUGACGAACCACACACUAUAGCCACUCCUAUGUAUUAUUCAGGUCUACCGUUUGACGCUGAGAAACUGCCGUCAAAAACCGAUGAAAAGAAGGAAAAUGCAUACGAACACAUUCAGUAUUAACUAAAAGUAUUUGCGUAGUCGGAUGUUCGUUACGUGUGCGUUCUUUCUCAAUUCUUGUCGCUAUUAUGUAGAAUGUCUAGAUCUGCAUGUAUGACUGGAUGGGCUGCUUUCUGAGCGUUACGAGAAUGCUUUAAACUUUAACAUGCAGACAUGCCCGUGAAAGCGCUAAUUUUACAUUUACUAUAUACUUGUCUAGAUGUUUAUGUGCUAAUAUCAAUGUACUCUACAAUAAUCGUUUAGUUUAGAGCGCAUAGUCUAUAAAUUACAUAACAUUUGUAGGCGAUUUGCGCUCUCAAGA
Messenger RNA from Corticium candelabrum, 6370 nucleotides. Its product is annotated as reelin-like. Bases 19 to 5940 code for a protein of 1973 amino acids. The record is from RefSeq and is a predicted model, not a curated record. The transcript has 28 exons. Gene Ontology annotation, biological process: central nervous system development; neuron migration. Gene Ontology annotation, molecular function: lipoprotein particle receptor binding; calcium ion binding. NCBI's taxonomy places the organism in Eukaryota, Metazoa, Porifera, Homoscleromorpha, Homosclerophorida, Plakinidae.